UCGCGACUUCAGUCUGCGACUGGCAACCGCGCGUGUAACAUCGUCCCUUCCUGUUCCUUCUCCGGAUCGCGCUCGCUUCUUCUCUGCCGCCGCUCUCUCCGGGAGAGCAGCCACUCAUCGCCUCGAGAGAGACUCGGAGUUUUCUUUUUUUUUCUUUUUUUUCCCCUCUCUUUUCUCUCAGGUAGCGUCAAGAGAGGGACGUGCGAGAGUCGACGGGAAACGUCCCGUUCUCCUCUUUUCCUCCGACCCGUCGUGAAGGGAUUUCCGGCUGGUGUAUCUGGUUGGGACGGUUUCGCGGGGAAACGGGUGAGAAAGCGAGAAAGGUGGAUAAGAUGAUCGUGACGACGAUGAUCCACCGGCAGCGGACGAUCUACCGUCGCGCUUUACCGGGACGAUCUUGAGGCGGUCGAAUGUGCAGCGACGCGCGGAGGAUAACGACGAGGGACGACGGGACGCUGUUCCCACGACGCCGGCGGAAUUGCUGAUUCGCCGUUUCCGAGUCGAGUGCUCUCAUGAAGUCAUCACUCAGUGGAGAACAUGGAGACCGAUUGCUUAUCGAUAAUCGCUAGGCUGUGCAUACUGCUGAUGCUGUUCGGUCCGGUCGCGGAUGUCCACUCGCUCGACAUACGAUCAUGCAACCAGUCCUUGGGGAUGGAGUCAGGCGACAUACCGGAUUCAGCUAUCACUGCGUCCUCAUCGUAUGUGACGAACGUCGGACCGCGAAAUGGCCGAUUGCGGAAGGAGACCGCCGGGGGUGCCUGGUGCCCAAAGAGCCAGAUAGAGAAAGGGGUCCGCGAAUGGCUUCAGGUCGACCUACUGGGUGCCCACGUCGUCACCGGUGUGCAGACACAGGGCCGUUACGAUCACGGCCGCGGUCAGGAGUACGUCGAGGAUUACACCUUGGAGUAUCGACGUCCCGGCUUCAUCGAGUGGCGGCGAUAUAAGCGCUGGGACAACAAGGAGGUUUUGGUCGGCAACAGCGACACCUCCACCGUCAUGUCGCACAGACUGAUCCCGCCUAUUUUCGCCAGCCAAAUCCGGAUCCUGCCGCACUCGGAACACAGACGCACGGUAUGCCUUCGCAUCGAGCUGAAAGGAUGCCGUGACACGAGCGGCGUGCUGAGCUACACCAUCCCGGACACCUCGAUGCCGGAGCUCAGCGACGUCUCGUACGACGGUAAGAGGCAGGACAACUUGUUGACCGAUGGCUUGGGCUGCCUAAUCGAUGGCGAGGUCGGCGCGGAUAAUUACAGGCAGGACAUGGGAGACGGAAAAGGCACGGGUUGGGUCGCUUGGCUGCGCGACACUUUCGUGGAGAACUUCGUGGAGCUCAUCUUCGAGUUCGAAGCAACGCUGGUCUUCGAGGCGGUGCACAUCUAUACCAACAAUUAUUUCUCGCGGGACGUGCAGGUGUUCUCCAAAGCGGACAUCUGGUUCAGCGCCGACGGCGAGACCUACGAGGACGAGCCAUUGCCUUACUCCUACAUACCAGACCUGGUGCUGGAGAACGCCCGGAACGUCUCGAUCGGUCUCCACGGACGACGCGGCCGCCUACUCAAGUUGCACCUGUACUUCGCCGCGCGAUGGAUCAUCAUCAGCGAAGUGAUGUUCGACGCGACGAAUCCCUACGAAAACACCACGGAGGAGGCGGCGUCCGAGUUCAGCAACCGGGAAAUUCCAGUCAACCCCGAAGUGGAUCUCAACUUGCAAACGAUUACAGCGCCGGGAGACGGUCAAGAAUACCUGGAAGUGUUGAUCGGGGUACUUACUGCCAUUAUACUGCUGCUGCUGUUGGUCUUCUUCAUCAUCUUAUUCCUGAACCGACGGCAGAAGCUGCAGAGCUCCCCGACGGUGUUGAAGAAUCCGUUCGGCUUCGCCAUCAAUAUGAAGGGUCUUUUACUGAAUUUGACGCCCGGCGGGAUGCUGACGGCGGAAACCGCCAAUCAUGUAUCACCGGACAUACCGGAAGACGUGAGCAUGCACGAGUCACUCACCAUGGAGCAGUUUAACUCGCCGCUCGUCAGCCCUCAGUACAAGUCCACGUACGCAAUUGUAGCGAGCUCCGAGUCCCCGAAGGACUUCCAGAACAUAGAAAUCCCGGAAGAGAGCGUACGACUGGACGCGCGACCGGAGUCUGCGGUCGGCCCGUCCAGCUGCUCCUCGUCGCCGACUAACUCGCCGGCUCGUCAUUCCCAGCACUACAGGACUCUUCAAAGUUACAGCAGUCCAACUAGGAAACUCAAUAUCGCGGUUACGCCCAAUCACCAAAGGGAUGUCGAUCAGGUUCACUCGAAGCGCUGGCACACAGCGCCAAAGGAGAAGCACAAGAUACCAGCGCCCGUCGUCAAUUGGAACAUCGCACCUAGUAUGAACAAGCCGUACAAGUGCAAGGAAAUAGAGCCAACCAAUAUACCACGACAGUGCCUACGAACGACGGAGAAACUCGGCUCGCAGAACGUAGGAGAGGCUAUAAUAUGCGAAGCGGUGGGUCUGGACGAGGUCGUGUCCUGCGCUCCCCGAUUAGUCGUCGCCCGAGUGCCUCUGUGCACCGGCGGUGACAUUCGGACUAACAACGCGGUCGACCAGAUGAGGGAGGUGCGAUUUCUAUCGUGCCUAUCCGACCCGAACGUGGCGCGAGUUCUGGGGGUGUGCGCGGUCGAGCCGGUGCCGUGGACGAUCAUCGAGUACACCGAGCUUGGGGAUCUCGCUCAUUACCUGCAGUACAGCGUACCGCUCACGGGAACGCUCAGGCCGAAUUGCAACUUGAAAGCUCUCAGUCAGAGUUGCCUGCUGUACAUGGGAACGCAGAUAGCGUCCGGAAUGAGAUUCCUCGAGUCGAAGAAUCUGGUACACAAGGACCUGGCGGCCAGGAACUGUCUCGUGGGUCGUUCCUACACCGUCAAAGUGACCGACAUUGCGAUGUGCAGUGAUCUUUACAGAAAAGAUUACAGCGAUAUCGGGGGUAGACCGCCCGCGCCAAUCCGGUGGCUACCAUGGGAGAGCAUUCUACUGGACAGGUACACGUGCUCGAGCAGCAUCUGGUCUUUCGCCGUGACGCUCUGGGAGGUGAUGAGCUUGGCCAGGGAGAAGCCCUUCCAACACUUAUCGAAUGAUCAAGUUAUUCAGAACGCCGAGCAUAUGUAUUACGGAGCGGAGCUGCAAAUACUUCUACCGAAACCAACCAUGUGUCCGGAGGAGGUGUAUCGGAUGAUGUGUUCAUGUUGGAGAAGAGACGAGACAUCGCGACCAACCUUCAAGGAUAUCUACACGUUCCUGAAGAACAUAAUAGCGGACUAUCGACCCGGUGCAUAAGAGUAAUCUCGAGUAAACUGUGAUACGGAAACGGACGUCUCCUUCGGAUGCGACGACGACGACGACGACGACGACGACGACGACCCUCUUCUCCCCCUGCCCGCCCUUAAGAUGGGUGGUCGAGGCUCGCGCGAGAUCAGAUGUCUCGAUCGACCUCGAUCUCGGUCAGAGGUCCUCCGGGAAAUGUACAAUCGUUAGUUUUUAGACGCACGUAUGUGUCGAAGACGAGCUCGCGCCACGACACGUUCUCCGAUGCGUGUGUCCCUCCUUCUCCUCUCUUCCUAUUCCUCCUCUUCCUCCUCCUCUCUUUUCCAACUAAAAGGUUCAACAGAGAUUGCGAAAAUCGCGACCACAAACGCGGCUCGGCAACGAUAGGAAGAAACGAUCUCCCGCGAACGUUAUCGCUCUAUCGUCCGGACGAGAAGACGAUAACGUAGUCGACAUCGUGAUCGGAGCGAGCACGUCGUCGACACAGGGAGCGCGAGAGAGACGUCCGAGUAUCACGCGCAAUAUUUGUUCAUCCAGAUACGCGAGAUAAUCUCGUCUCUCUCGUCGCCGAGCGCGACAACUGCGUUCUUCGAUCGCGUGCGUAAGUGAGUACGUGCGUAUGUCGUACGUGCGUACGUGCGAUCAACCUCGUCUGGACGUCUAAUGGAACUUCAUGGAAUAUUUUCUAGUCAGUACGAGUCUUUGAUUCUCACGGAAGUGCUAUCGUGUACAGUAUUCUGACAUUAAUAAUGUGUAAUAUGUAACUAUGCUACUAUGCUCAGUACCGAAUACAAAAGUCUAUCCAUUUGUACAUACGAAGGUCUAGGUCUUAAAUGAUAGGUGAGCGGAAAUUUUUACGGCAGUAGGUGUGUCACGACGGUUCGCCACAGUUCGUUUAGCCCGGGGCUCCCCCCCUCCCCUCCCGACAACCCCUGCACGGAGAGAAUUUUGUAAUACAAAUUAUUAUUGAAUUUCUCCCAACCGGCGAAAACACCACGACGUUCCGCCUCAAUUUGUUAUCCUCAUAUUUCUUGUGUGCUACUUACUUAGGAUUGGAUAAAUUAUUGGAAAAAUUAAUGUACUUUUUUUCAACUAAAUUAAGUCUAAAAUUAAUAUCUUGUAAAAUAAACUUUGUUAGAUUAACAUUAAUAUACAUAAGUAAAAACCAACUUAAUAAAAAGUUGGAAUAAAAUUGAAUUAGCUUGUUGAAACUAAAAGUUAUUUAUGCAAAGCGAUAUAUGUAUAUGUUUUUUGCAUAAUUAACUUUUUAAUCAUAGCUUAAAUUUAUGUGAAAUAAUAAAAGAGUAGUCUUUAUAAGAAAAUACCGACUGUCUUCUGUUCAGGAUUCCACACAAAAAGAAAAACAUUGAAAGUCUGAGAUAUGAAGAGAUGCUACUGGUAUUAUUUCUGACUUUUUUUACAUUGUAAGUGGCCCACAAUGAUAUUAAUAUCGAUAAAAUAUUUCAAUUUAUAUAAAAAAGUUAAUAAGUUAAAGUUGACGUAAUUAAAAAAAAUAAUUUAAAUUAAAAAACUAGUUUAAAUGAAAAAUUGACUUAUUCAAAACUAAGUUAAAAGUCAUGGACUUUAUAUUUUAAGAACUGAUGUGUGACUAUUAAAAAAUUUGCUAUAUUCCUUAGCCAGAUAAACUCCACCGAUAUAAUCCACACUUACAUCGCUGGGAAAUACGGUAAAAUUGAAAAGAAUUUAUAUGACAAGAGAAAACCCAAGACAAGACAUAAUUAUCAUAUAUGUAUAAUUAUAGGAUGCUACAAUAUCCUCUCCGUGUACGGGAAAGUUUUACACACAUUCUCUCUUUCUCUUUCUUUCUCGGACUCUUCCUCGCUGGCACAGUUUUGCGCGGAAAACUACGCGAGGCCGCGUAAACCGUAACUGUUUUCCAACUUAAUUCGCAAACGCGGCGGAUUAAUUGCUCAAAGUGUAAAAAGAAAAAUAAAGCAUCCGUGGGCAAAAAGUACAGCAGAAACUAGGCACUUCUCGCGAGCGAUAUCUCGCGAGCGAGAAUAGAUGUUUAGUCGGUAAAAGAGAGAAGAAGAAAAUACACACAGGUGUGCGCGCGAACGCGAGCGCGAGAUAAUUUCGUUUGUACACAGCUUGGCCGUCUUUACCACACGCCCUAAAAAUUUCGAACUUAGUAGACUUGUACAUUUCAAGUGGCCAUCAGUAGCGAGUACUUAUCAUCCUCCAUUGUUCGUUUUUCCACUCGGGAAACUGUACUGUGUUGUAAGAGACGUAGGGUUUCGCGCGUGUGUUCUUCCCGAGAGCAUAACAUGAGCGCACCUAUCUUCCACUCGUUUUUAUUUACGAUUAAGCGCAUGAGAAAAUGCUAAAGGACAUUCUAGCGACCUGAGUAUCAUGCUUUGGAAGGAAUCAAUAAAAAUUAAAACAACGCCACACACGCACACACACGUGUCUGUUGAAUUUUUCCGACCGUUGUGCACGGUGGAGGAGCCUGCCUGAACGAGCGACGUGAAAUGAGAGAUCUCGUGUAAGAAACGAAACGAAAAGAGAGAAGAAUGACUAAUUGAUUUAUGCUUUCGAUUUGUCAGCGGCGAAUACCCGUAGUAUUAAUCGUUCGCGAAGUUACAUUGUAAUUUUAACACGAUACAUGUAUUGUAAUUCGACGUGUCUUAUUUUUCGUCCUGUAAUUGAUUCGUGUGUCAUUACAAAGUAUGUGCGACGACUCGCAGACAUGCGAUGAUGGAUAAAAGAAUAAAUUUGGGAGAGAGUAACGUUCGAACGUCCUGACCUUUGUUAUCCGAGCACAGAUCGGACAAACAGGUUGCCAGACGCAUCUUAUCGACGAUAAUUGUUUGUUAAUUUUACGAGUAUCAGAUGUGAACAAGCAAGCUGGAUAUCGAUCUCAAUCGACGGUUCAAUCUCAGCUCGCGAGAGUGCCUGAUAAUGAAUCGAUUUCUGCAGGGACAACAACGUGUGAAGCUAUGAGGUAAUGGAAAGUUCUUCCACUUCCUCUACACUCCUUUUUCACUCCUCUGCAAGAAAAGAUCUCACUAUAGAUCUCGAAGAUAUUUCCCUCCGUUCGUCCGAUAGACCCUCUAACCUUCUUAUCUCGAGCAAGGACAGUUCUCAAAUGUAAAUGUCAAAAGAUUCCGCUCAUAAAGUGCUCCGCUGAUUCAUUGUACGAAAUAGUGAAAGAGAGAGAUCGACACACGAUAAAGUUCUAUUUUAAACACUUUGAGCGUACUGAGAGAAAAAAUGGUUGAUCCCAUCGAAAAGUACAGUUAUUUUGGGCGCCAACUAUAUCUUCUUGUUGUUGUAAUAAAAAAGUGUAGUAACACUGAAAGAAUAUAUUUGAAAAUUUAUUUAAUUUAUUUUAAUAUACAAAGUUUAUUUCUGCACUGAGGGAAAAAUUAUCUUA
Odontomachus brunneus is the source of this 6697-nucleotide messenger RNA. Its product is annotated as discoidin domain-containing receptor tyrosine kinase B-like. Gene Ontology annotation, cellular component: signaling receptor complex. Gene Ontology annotation, molecular function: ATP binding; protein tyrosine kinase collagen receptor activity; collagen binding. The transcript is spliced from 17 exons. Lineage: Eukaryota; Metazoa; Arthropoda; Insecta; Hymenoptera; Formicidae. Gene Ontology annotation, biological process: positive regulation of kinase activity; multicellular organism development; protein phosphorylation. The record is from RefSeq and is a predicted model, not a curated record. Bases 538 to 3312 code for a protein of 924 amino acids.